ACAGCGCAGGGGCAAGUGAGAGCCGGACGGGCACCGAGCGACUCUGUUCCUCGCGGAGGAAAAACUAAACAUGGGCAAAGGAGAUCCUAAGAAGCCGAGAGGCAAAAUGUCAUCAUAUGCAUUCUUUGUGCAAACUUGCCGGGAGGAGCACAAGAAGAAGCACCCGGAUGCCUCCGUCAACUUCUCAGAGUUUUCUAAGAAGUGCUCAGAGAGGUGGAAGACCAUGUCUGCUAAAGAGAAAGGGAAAUUUGAAGACAUGGCCAAGGCGGACAAGGCUCGUUAUGAAAGAGAAAUGAAAACCUACAUCCCCCCUAACGGGGAAACAAAAAAGAAGUUCAAGGAUCCCAAUGCGCCCAAGAGGCCUCCUUCGGCCUUCUUCUUGUUCUGUUCUGAGUAUCGCCCUAAAAUCAAAGGGGAACACCCCGGCCUGUCUAUUGGUGAUGUUGCGAAAAAACUGGGAGAGAUGUGGAACAACACUGCUGCAGAUGACAAGCAGCCUUAUGAAAAGAAGGCUGCUAAGCUGAAGGAGAAAUAUGAAAAGGAUAUUGCUGCCUAUCGAGCUAAAGGAAAACCUGAUGCAGCCAAAAAGGGGGUUGUGAAGGCUGAAAAGAGCAAGAAAAAGAAGGAAGAGGAGGAAGAUGAGGAAGAUGAAGAAGAUGAGGAAGAAGAGGAAGACGAAGAGGAUGAGGAUGAAGAUGAAGAGGAUGAUGAUGAAUAAGUUGGUUCUAACGCAGUUUUUUUCUUGUCUAUAAAGCAUUUAACCCCCCUGUACACAACUCACUCCUUUUAAAGAAAAAAAAUUGAAAUGUAAGGCUGUGUAAGAUUUGUUUUUAAACUGUACAGUGUCUUUUUUUGUAUAGUUAACACACUACCGAAUGUGUCUUUAGAUAGCCCUGUCCUGGUGGUAUUUU
Perognathus longimembris pacificus (Pacific pocket mouse) is the source of this 911-nucleotide messenger RNA. RefSeq names its product high mobility group protein B1-like. Bases 71 to 718 code for a protein of 215 amino acids. Gene Ontology annotation, molecular function: DNA binding, bending. Gene Ontology annotation, biological process: regulation of transcription by RNA polymerase II. The record is from RefSeq and is a predicted model, not a curated record. Lineage: Eukaryota; Metazoa; Chordata; Mammalia; Rodentia; Heteromyidae. The transcript has a single exon. Gene Ontology annotation, cellular component: nucleus.